AUGGUCACCAUGAGCCACAUCGCUCAGGCCAGGAAGGCAGUGGAACAACUUCGUAUGGAGGCUGGCAUCGAGAGAAUUCAGAUUUCCAAAGCUGCAGCUGAUCUGAUGCAUUACUGCGAGGACCAUGUAACAAAUGACCCAUUGGUGACGGGAGUCCCGAACUCAGACAAUCCAUUCAAGGACAAGAAACCCUGUAUCAUAUUGUAA
Hemiscyllium ocellatum (epaulette shark) is the source of this 207-nucleotide messenger RNA. Its product is annotated as guanine nucleotide-binding protein G(I)/G(S)/G(O) subunit gamma-7-like. The record is from RefSeq and is a predicted model, not a curated record. Gene Ontology annotation, molecular function: G-protein beta-subunit binding. Gene Ontology annotation, biological process: G protein-coupled receptor signaling pathway. Gene Ontology annotation, cellular component: heterotrimeric G-protein complex. Bases 1 to 207 code for a protein of 68 amino acids. Lineage: Eukaryota; Metazoa; Chordata; Chondrichthyes; Orectolobiformes; Hemiscylliidae. The transcript has 2 exons.